GUCUAUCGCGUGGUGAUGACUGCGAACUCGCGGCUGCACCGUCCAUCCACACUCCAUCAGAUUCGAAGUGUUGCGCUGUUGUGAUCUGCGAGGUGAAGGGAAGCUGCUCGCACAACAGACCAGGCAGAGCGCGGUUCUUCAGUUUUCUCUCUCUUCUUGCCGUCAGCCACCCUCUUCUCGGCGGCCUCGCUGCACGCGCGCACAUCUAAAUUCGAGACUCCGUUGCCAAAGCGCAGGAGUCGUCUCUUCAUAACUCACUAUGACAACUUCCUCGUCACUCCCGCCCCCGACGGCGGCUCCUGUCCGUUAUUAUAUUCUUGUGUGGGCAGCGGAGCGAGAGGCGCCACUCUACGCCUGUCCGUCGCACACGCUAUCGUCGUCGUCUUCCACUUCAUCGGACACGCUGACACCGUCCAUCAACGCCGUUGCGUUGUACCGCCUCUUCGCUUCUCUCGCCCUGCUCUCUGCUGCGUCGCCGGAGGAGGACGGAGCACCGCGCCUAUCGCACGUGUCGCUCAUUUCUUCCACCGUGUUGGGUGGGCGAGAGAGUGGCGGAAAGACGGGGCGCCCCCAUCUCCCUUGCGUGUUUGCGGCUACUCCGCUAUGCUGUGUGGCGGUCCUCGCAGCCGCAGCCGAGGAAGGCAACUCCCCCACCGCGUCGAGCGACUUGCUGAAGUGGGUUGCGGUGGGCGUGCUAGCGUCGCUGCAGCCCGCUGCGUCGAGGGUGAAUACCGCAACGCUGCACGCAGGAACACCUCCGCUGCGGCAUCGCGGUCUUCCCCACACGCCUCUGGGCACCCAUCCAGACUUGUCCGCACAACUCGCCCAUUUCUGGGAGCAGGAGAAAGCGAAGGCAUCGGCAGCUGCUGCGGCGAUGGAGGCGUACGGCGCACGUGAAGUACUCGCAGAUGCGCACAGCAGCUUCUCACUGAAGUCGUUUCUGGAAGUAUCGCGCACGACGAGCGAAGGCAGUGAGGUGGCACCCGUUGCAGCGGCGGUGCAGCUCUACCUCACCCGCUGGUGGGUGCCUUUCGUCCUUUCCGCUCCUGGGAGCCCAUUCCAGCUGCACUUAGCCGGGUACUUCGCUGUAAACAACGGCCCUGCAACGGCAGAGAAGGUGAGGGUAGCCCUCUCACACCCUGCGGUGGCGCUUCCGCCGCUCGCCUGCUCUCCCCAAUACGCCGCAGCCAUCCAGCUUCUCGCCUCGUUCUGUCAGGCGCAUCAGCAACGCGGAUUGCUGACUCAAGAGGACGGCAGCACUGCUGUCGUUGUCCUACGCCUGAAUGCCACCACAGCAUUGACGGCACUGGACACCGGCGCCGCAUCCGGAGGCGACGUGCGAGUGUUUCAAGUUGCUGUUGUGUGCGACAGUGCACGCAUCAAGGGCAGCGGCAGCGGUGACGGCAAUGGACAGCGCUGCCCGUCCUAUCAGGUGUGUCACGUGGACACCGCUCGGCUGAUGCGUGACAACUGGACAUUGUGGUCCAACCAGGUGCUACGAGAGAUGUUGUAG
This is a messenger RNA of Leptomonas pyrrhocoris, 1513 nucleotides long. RefSeq lists its product as hypothetical. NCBI's taxonomy places the organism in Eukaryota, Euglenozoa, Kinetoplastea, Trypanosomatida, Trypanosomatidae. The transcript has a single exon. The record is from RefSeq and is a predicted model, not a curated record. The coding region runs from base 260 to 1513 and encodes 417 amino acids.